UGGAAACGACGUGUGAUUUUAGGGUUGGACAGCAGCAGCCUUUAUAAGCAGCUGAACUUCUGAAUCAGGCAUCAUUAGGUUUUUAUUCACCCUUAUCAAAGCCGGACUGAUGCAGGUCUUCAGCUAUGAUUGAGCAUCCAAGCCAUGAAGGAUGAGCCCGAAAACAAAGAAAAAAACUCGAGCUUCCUUCGGGGCAACAGCACCGCCCUUCAUUGACUACCUGAAAGAUGUUCUACGUCGAUAUCCAGAUGGUGGACAGAUUUUGAAGGAGCUGAUUCAAAAUGCAGAUGAUGCUCAAGCCACAGAAGUGGUUUUCAUCCAUGAUGAGAGAAGCUAUGGGACUGAGAGCCUUUGGACCGAUGAACUGGGAAAAUACCAAGGUCCUGCUCUCUAUGCCUACAACAAUGCAGCAUUCACUGAUGAUGACUGGAAAGGAAUUCAGACUUCAGGGAGGAGUGUCAAGCGCAAUGACCCAAACAAAGUUGGGAGGUUUGGGAUUGGCUUCAACUCUGUUUACCACAUAACAGGUAAAACUAUGCCUAGUUACCACACAUAUAUUCCUAAAAGUCUCAGUACAAUUCUUAGUGUUUAG
Molecule: messenger RNA, 592 nt
Organism: Thunnus maccoyii (southern bluefin tuna)
Lineage: Eukaryota; Metazoa; Chordata; Actinopteri; Scombriformes; Scombridae
Product: sacsin-like
Exons: 5
Coding region: 152-592 (146 amino acids)
Molecular function (GO): Hsp70 protein binding
Source: RefSeq, a predicted model, not a curated record